AUGUCACUACGGGGUAGUUCAUUUUCAAUUCAUAAAUCAAAAGCGCGACAGUUUGUUUCGCUUUCACCAUUAAAAAUAUCUGCUGCAGAACUACCACGCGAACUCGGCACACAAUAUCAAACAAUCGAUGCUCGUAUUGGCGAUCAAAAAAUGACAUAUAAUACUGAACAAGGCUAUUGGCAAUCUGAUGGAGCAGUUAGUGCGCCUAUCAAUUCGAGAGACAUGGCUAAAUUAGAGAAAACUAAACGAGAACUAGAAGAAGACAAUGAUGCUCUUCGUGCUAAAGUUGAAAUUUUACUUGAAAUGUUGGCUGAAGUUACUGCUGAACAUGAAAUUAGACAUCGUGCUUAA
Messenger RNA from Rotaria socialis, 351 nucleotides. The record is from the annotation of a GenBank genome assembly. NCBI's taxonomy places the organism in Eukaryota, Metazoa, Rotifera, Eurotatoria, Philodinida, Philodinidae.